Messenger RNA from Aquila chrysaetos chrysaetos, 3681 nucleotides. It is a transcript of the gene ESCO1, whose product is annotated as establishment of sister chromatid cohesion N-acetyltransferase 1. Bases 268 to 2811 code for a protein of 847 amino acids. The transcript has 13 exons. NCBI's taxonomy places the organism in Eukaryota, Metazoa, Chordata, Aves, Accipitriformes, Accipitridae. The record is from RefSeq and is a predicted model, not a curated record. Gene Ontology annotation, molecular function: protein-lysine-acetyltransferase activity. Gene Ontology annotation, cellular component: chromatin; nucleus. Gene Ontology annotation, biological process: mitotic sister chromatid cohesion.
CGGGCGAGGAGGGCGGCUCGCGCUGCCGGCACGUCGCUGACACUCGCGCGAGUUCUGUCGUGGGGUCUCAGCCGGCAGCUAAGGCGUGGGGGCUGCGAGGUUCUGUCGCGGCCGUCACUGGGAGAGGCUCACGCGUGGGAUCCCAGCGCCCUGUCAAGCAGGUGGCAUGAAACGUCCUGUUCGUAAGCAUAUACAUAAGGAAUGCUCUUGGCACACCUUGAUAAGUUACUUUGGCCUAAACAUCGAUUACCUCUUGUAAAAACCUAAAUGGCAGCUCAGAAAAGGAAGUCUAUGUUAGUAGAGCCUUCUGCCAAACGUCCAAAGCUGGACAAGAACAGCAAACUGUCAUCAGCGAAGAAGGAAAAAGAGGUGUCAGAUACAAAACAUGUCUCAAAUAAAUCAAAGCCAAAUCGGUGCGCAGUGCAGGAGAAAACUGUACUCAAAACCUCUGUCAAAUCAAACAGUGACAACACCAAUGAACCUGAACUAGGAACGCGCAUGACUACAAGAUCAUCAGGAUUCAACUCGGAUAAUAAACCAAUACCUGACAAAAAGGUCCAACAGCAGCCUAAAUCUACAAAAAAUAAGGAGGUAUGCCAGAAGAAAUCCAUGCAAGAAGUCCCUAAGUCAAAAUGCAUAAUUGUGCCACAUGAGCCAGCAGUAAUGAGGAGAUCACAGAGACUGCAACAGUUAACACAUUUACAUGUACCAGCAAGAUCCCUGCGCAACAGAGAAGUUAAAGAAGAAAAAGCAUUGGAAGUUAAACAAAGUAGCCAGGCAAAGAGACCCACUCACAGUGUUGCAGCAGCAGUACUUAAAUCUGCUGGAGAGGGAAUGGAACAGAAAAACACAAAAAUAAAACCAAACAAUACAAAUGAGGAUAAAGAAAUACAUGUAGAAGUGACCAGCUCUCUGAAAGAGAAAAAAUGUAAAGUAGACAAUAAAAAUGGUAAUUCCAACAGCCUUCAACACAACCUUCAAGGGUCAUCAUUGUGUCCUGAUGAGAGUCUUGAGGAAGUUAAGAAAGACCAAACAGGCCCUGUAUCUCCUAUUCCUAGCAACAAGAAGAAAGUGGAAACAGAUUCUCUUAAGCCAAAUUCUAAGACGGAAAAGCAACAAAUGCAUCAGAAUGUAAAAAACAGUACAAAAACAAAAAAGAUUUCACAGCCAUCUGUAAGUGAAACAAAUGUGGCUGAUCAACCAGAGAAUGAUGCAAAAUCCAAAAGAGUAAGCAUCCUUGAACUUUGUGAAGAAAUCGCAGGUGAGAUUGAGUCAGAUACAGUAGAGGUGAAAAAAGAUUCCCCUAAUGCUGAGUAUAGAAAAACAGAAGAAAAGCAUGCUGAAAUACCACUUCAACAAAGUGAAAUGCUUACUCAGAAAGAACCUAGUCAAAGUACUCAAUGCAAACGUUUUUUCCCUAGCAAAAAAGGAAUGCCUGUCAAAUGCACUCUGAAUGGUAGAAAUAACUCCUCAAACAAAAACUCUAAAUGGACCAAAAUUAAAUUACUGAAAGCUAGUAACAUGAAACAAAGUAACUUAAAUUCUGCAAAUGCCCUCAAGCUUUCUUUGUUAAAAGAUUACCCUGAAGUUUCAGAGGCAAGUCAAAUAGCUGCAGAAGCAGAGCUUUUAAAGGCACAAGGCAAGCUGUCAAUAACAGGACUCUCUGAGAAUGAAAGUGCAACUUGUGUGCAGGAGAAAUCAGAUCCUUUGUCUGAAAGAGCUGGAGCUAAAGAAAUAAAACAGCCCACAAAGAGAGGUGCAGAAAAUGGUUUGUUGAGUAAUUUGACAAAACAUUUAUGUGAGCCAAGACCAGAUGAGAACUUUCAAUUACAUUUGGAAUCAAGUCUGGAAAGUUCUCCAGUAAAGUAUGUUACAGCUUCUAAACCACCAAAACAAUUAAAAAAAGAACCUGGAGAAAGUGAACCUCAAGGUUUGGCUCCCAAGCAGUUGACACAUACUUCAUUUACGAAUCAAACUUCUGAAACUGAGAACAGGGUUCCAUUGUCAAAUCCUUCAUUAGCAUCAAAAUGCAGUAACUUCCUACCAUCUGAGGAACAUAUUCAGAAGCUAAAAGAAGCAGGAAAAGAUGGUGAUAAGCAGCUGAUCAUAGAUGCAGGACAGAAGAGAUUUGGUGCUAUUUCCUGUAAUAUUUGUGGAAUGCUUUACACUGCGUCAAAUCCAGAGGAUGAAACCCAACAUCUGCUAUUUCAUAACCAGUUCAUAAGUGCUGUAAAAUAUGUGGGUUGGAAAAAGGAGAGAAUUUUGGCUGAAUAUCCUGAUGGAAAGAUAAUAAUGGUUCUUCCUGAUGACCCAAAGUAUGCACUUAAAAAGGUUGAAGAAAUUAGAGAAAUGGUAGACAAUGACUUGGGAUUUCAGCAAGCUCCGCUCAUGUGUUACUCUAGAACUAAAACUCUUCUUUUUAUUUCUAAUGACAAAAAAGUUAUCGGCUGUUUAAUUGCUGAACAUAUCCAGUGGGGCUACAGAGUUAUAGAAGAGAAGGUUCCGGAAGUCAGUUCAGAAAACGAGAAAGUCAUAUUUGAAAGACAGAAAGCAUGGUGCUGUUCAACUUCUCCAGAACCUGCUAUUUGUGGCAUUAGUCGAAUAUGGGUAUUCAGCAUGAUGCGUCGAAAGAAGAUUGCUUCUCGGAUGAUAGAGUGUCUUAGGAGUAACUUCAUAUAUGGCUCAUACUUAAGUAAAGAAGAAAUUGCUUUCUCUGACCCCACUCCUGAUGGAAAACUCUUUGCAACACAGUACUGUGGCACCGGCCAGUUCCUGGUAUACAACUUCCUCAACGGACAGCACCAGACUUAACUGCUCCCGAAGGAAUUCUGUUUUUAUGGGGAGACUUCUGCCAAAAUGCACCAAGUGGGUGCAGACAUUCAGCAGAAGCCAGGGCCAUUUUUAUUACAGUGAACUCAGGACUGGUAACAACCGAAAGGUUGUGCUAUUUUAUUAAAAUUGUAAACAAUGCAGUAAUAGGCUAACUUUGUUUUUUUAAAAGAAAGAUAUUUUAUUAACUUUUACAAAAGUUUGAUUGUAUUUUAUCUAGUUAGUCAUGUUUACAUGCAGCAGAAACUUGUUCAUAUAGUGGACUGUAAGCUGAUGCAAAGACUCUAGUCUCGCUGACGAGUACAUCCUGAAGUUCUUAACAUGGUGAUAUACCAGUGCUUCUCGGUACUGUAACGCUGAUCUCCUACUGCCAAUCCCAGCAGCUGGGCGAGGCCGCUAACAGCUGCUUGCUUGACAGAGUUCAAUGCUGUGCUCAAUUGCAUCGAGGCAAGAAGCGUUAACAGUGCAGUUGUUGUGGGCAACCACCCUCACAGACUGUACGGUGGUAUCUGGGGCACUUUCUGGGCGCUACGAGGUGUAAGGGAGCCUACUCGGUGUCGGCAGCGUCAGAAACUUGUUCUACCCCGUCCCCUGCUCCCCCAGAUUAGUUGCAGAGUAAAAGGUGGAAUGCAGACCCUGAGGACCGGUGUGCUCGCUCAUCAUUUUUCUUCAAGUACUGUACUGAGUAUAUACCUUUGUUAGUGGACUUCACUUUGAUACUUGUCGCUCCUUCAUAAAUCUCUCCUCUUCUUUUAAAGGGUUUGUAUGUUGAAAAACUGCUGUGGCCUUUCUUGAUCUGUACAUAAUGUAGAUAGAUUAAAAAUAAAAUACUUGAUAGCUUUUUUAAAGUUA